AAACAAUAAUUCAAUUGAGAUAUCAUUAACAAUCAACAUGCCUCAGAAAGAGUACUCCCCCCGGGACUACAAACAAGUCCCAACCGAAGACUCUCAAGUCCACCUCUCAUCCAAAGCGAAAAACAACCAGUCUUUCGAUUUCACCUUCGAGCCCAUCCGCAAGAACCUCUUCCGGGUGACCUUCACCUCCCCCGACCAUCCCACCCCGCCCUUUCCCAGCGUGACCAAGCCCCCAACCGACCUCGCCAAUGUCAAACUAGCCGUGAAAGACACCACCCCGACAGUCAAAACCCUCGAAGUCGGCGACAUAACCGCCUCAAUCGACUGGAGCCACGCCCCUGUCCUCACGUUAUCCUGGACCAGCGACGAUGUCAAACCCGGCUCCGGCCAAAAAGCCCUAUACAAAGACCUCCCACUUCGCUCAUAUGUGGCAGAUGGUACUGGCAUCGCGCACUACACCGAACAUGACCGCGAUGCUCUGCACGUGGGGUUAGGUGAAAAACGAGCGCCUAUGGACCUAAGCGGUCGCAACUUCCAGCUCUCCGCGACAGAUUCCUUCGGGUACGACGUGUACAACAGUGAUCCACUGUACAAGCACAUCCCGCUGCUCAUCAAGGCGACUCCCAAUGGCUGCGUGGCGAUCUUCUCAACCACGCAUGGACGCGGCUCUUGGUCCGUAGGUUCUGAGAUUGAUGGUCUCUGGGGCCACUUCAAGGUCUACCGCCAGGACUACGGAGGUCUAGAGCAGUACCUCCUCAUCGGCAAGACACUAAAAGACGUCGUACACUCCUACGCCGAACUAGUCGGCUUCCCCCUCCUCGUACCCCGCUGGGCAUACGGGUACAUCUCCGGCGGCUACAAAUACACGAUGCUCGACGAUCCGCCCGCGCACGAAGCCCUCAUCGAAUUCGCAGAGAAGCUCAAGAAACACGAUAUCCCCUGCUCCGCGCACCAGAUGAGCUCCGGGUACUCGAUUUCUCAAACGGAGCCGAAGGUCCGGAACGUGUUUACGUGGAAUCGGUAUCGGUUCCCGGAUCCUGAGAAGUGGAUUUCCAAGUAUCAUGGGUAUGGGAUUCGGUUGCUUACGAAUAUCAAGCCAUUUCUGUUGCAGUCGCAUCCUGAUUUCAAGCGGCUUAUGGGGGAGGGUUCGUUUUUUAGGGAUGCGGAUACGAAGGAGCCUGGGUUUAUGCGUCUUUGGAGUGCUGGGGGUGCGACUGGGGGGGAUGGGUGCCAUGUGGAUUUUACGUCGGAUUUCGGGUUUAAGUGGUGGUAUCACGGUGUGCAGAGUUUGAAACGCGUGGGCAUCGACGGCAUGUGGAACGAUAACAACGAAUACACCCUUCCAAACGACGACUGGGAACAUGCCCUAGACCACCCGUCCGUUUCCGACGCUGCGCAGAAACAUCCCAAUGCCGUUGGGCUCUGGGGUCGUGCGCUGCAUACGGAAUUUAUGGGUAAGGCGUCGCAUGAUGCGCUGCUGGAUCUGGAACCGAAGUAUCGGCCGUUUGUGCUGACGAGGAGUGCGACGGCUGGUACGAUGCGGUAUGCGGCGAGUACGUGGAGUGGUGAUAAUGUGACCAGUUGGGAGGGGAUGAAGGGGGCGAAUUCGUUGUCGUUGAACGCGGGAAUUUCUUUGCUUCAGUGCGAAGGACAUGACAUCGGUGGCUUCGAAGGCCCUCAACCCUCCCCCGAACUCCUCCUCCGCUGGAUCCAACUAGGAACCCACUCCCCCCGCUUCGCCAUUAACUGCUUCAAAACCUCCCCCACAAACAACCAAGUCGGCGAAGUCAUCGAACCAUGGAUGUACCCCGAAAUCACACCGCACAUCCGCGCAGCCAUAAAACGCCGCUACGAGAUCCUCCCCUACAUCUACUCCCUGGGUUUGGAGAGUCAUACCACUGCGUCCCCGCCGCAGAGGUGGAUUGGUUGGGGAUAUGAGAGUGAUCCGGAGGUUUGGGGGAAGAAGCUCAAGGAUGGUGAGGAGUUUUGGUUGGGGGAUAGUAUUCUUGUUGGGGGUGUUUAUGAGGCUGGGGUUGAUGUUGCGAGGGUUUAUCUCCCUCGGAAGCAGGAGGAUGGGGAGUUUGACUAUGGUUAUGUGAACUUGAACGAGCCGUAUACUUACCUCGCGGCUGGGCAGUGGGUUGAUAUUCCCUCGCACUGGAAGACGAGUAUCCCGCUGCUUGCGCGGAUCGGGGGCGCGAUUCCUGUUGGGAAGGACGUCCAGACUCGCGUUCCUGGUGAUGACACUGAUGCUUCACUGGCCAUCCAAGAAGUCGACGACUACCGGGGUGUGGAAAUCUUCCCGCCUAAGGGAAGCUCGCACGGUCGUGUGUUUGAGAACAGUUGGCUCGAGGAUGAUGGAAUUUCGAAGAAGCCAAGGAUCUCGCGGUUCAAUGUCAAGUAUAGCUCGACUGAGGAGACGGUGGUUUUGGGGUUUGAGCGAGAGGAGUGGGGGUUUGGGCCGGGUUGGAAGGAUUUGGAUGUGAUUUUGCAUCAUGUGGAUGAGAGGAGGGUUGUUUCGGAUGUUGGGGGUGUGGUUGAGUAUAAGGGGAGGGAUGGGAGGGGAAGGGUGGUGUACACUCUUAAGACAUGAGAUUGAAGACAGACGCAACGACAGCGAUGGUGAAGUGACAGUGACAAGACAAGCAAGUGUGAAUAACCCAUAAUUCAUUCAUUGAUAAUACACAUUUUUAGCACCGAACCUUUACAAAAUCUAUACAGUACAGUCCCAUAAAUGCUUUCAUAACGGGGUAACAAAAAUAGAUGAAAAGAGUAAGAAAGAAAUAUCCGCUUACUGGUUGGCGGCAACCUCCGCUGUCCGAAUAUCCUGGUUCUCGGGCUGACGCUGAGGCUGACGCUCAGGCUCAGGCUGAGAUUCCGAUGCCCUCUUGUUCAGACCAAGCUCCUUCGGGUCAACAGGUUCGUAUG
Molecule: messenger RNA, 2928 nt
Organism: Aspergillus glaucus CBS 516.65
Lineage: Eukaryota; Fungi; Ascomycota; Eurotiomycetes; Eurotiales; Aspergillaceae
Product: putative alpha-glucosidase
Exons: 3
Coding region: 38-2593 (851 amino acids)
Biological process (GO): carbohydrate metabolic process
Molecular function (GO): hydrolase activity, hydrolyzing O-glycosyl compounds; carbohydrate binding
Source: RefSeq, a predicted model, not a curated record